This is a messenger RNA of Lycium barbarum (goji berry), 1906 nucleotides long. RefSeq names its product UPF0481 protein At3g47200-like. The record is from RefSeq and is a predicted model, not a curated record. Lineage: Eukaryota; Viridiplantae; Streptophyta; Magnoliopsida; Solanales; Solanaceae. The transcript is spliced from 2 exons. Bases 99 to 1721 code for a protein of 540 amino acids.
UAGUCCAAUGUUUCAGUUUAAGUUGAUAUAAACAUGUUCAAGAAACUUCAAUUACUAUCAAGAUAUAGAUUCCAUAAUUUGAGGAGGUUUCAAAAAAGAUGGACAAACGAUCUGCGAAAGGAAAAAUGGUUACUAGAGAAGAAGGUAGGAGUAUCGGCAAUGAAGAUUUUGCUGAUGAAUGGAGCAUUAUAAUCCAUCGAGAUUCAAACUCAAAUUCUCAUGAAAUCAGUGAAAGUGAGAGACAAUGGCUAUGUUCCUUGGAGAAGAGAAAAGGGUACAUUGGCUCAUCACAGAAGCCAAAAAUUCAAAUGGUCCCAAAAAUGCAUCGCGAGAUUGAAUCAAACGCAAGGUGCUAUGAGCCCCUCGUGGUUUCUAUUGGUCCAUUUCACCAUGGAAAUCCAAAGCUUCAACCCAUGGAGAGGUACAAGGAGCUACUGGCAAUUCAGUUUGCUGAUCAAGAUAGUACCAAACCAAGACCUGAAGGGGUCUUACCAUGGCGUUCGACAAAUGCAGUGUCCAUUGAUGAGCUUUACAAAAAGGUCAAGAACAUUGUGACUGAUGUGAUGAGGGACUGUUAUUAUGAGGACUUGAUCAAAGACUACAGCGACGAGGAGUUUACACAGAUGAUGUUCCUGGAUGGCUGCUUCAUUCUUCAAUACUUUCACUGCAUCGUCACUGGCAAUGCUAAGGAGCUCAAAAUGAAGAGCCAUGAUAUAGCUUUCAUUCGUCGGGAUCUUUUCUUACUUGAAAAUCAGUUACCAUUUGAAGUCCUGCAAGUGUUAAUGAGCUGUAAGUUCAAGGAUAAUGUAGGAAUGGAGAUGAUUAAAAAGUUCAUCUCGAGUGCACAUGAAAAGCCUGAUCAAGAUCACGGAUUCAUUCAACGUAUCAAGAAUUUUUUUCUUGAUUUCUUUGAUGGAAUUCUCUUUUCUGCAGAAACAAUACAGGGGAAUGGUCCCCAUCCAGAAAGCUACACAUUUGCUCAGAAAGUUAUGAACUUUUUUGGAAGGAUUUGUCAAGGAGAAGGACCUUCCCUUACCAAACAAAAAAGCGUGAAAACUCCGCUUCCUUAUCAUCUCCUCGAGCUAUUAAAAACACAUCUCAUAGACCCGAAGGCUUUCGCAGAAGGUGGAUGCUAUCUAAGGGGUGAGUUGUGCUCGUAUCGUUCAGCCAUAGAGCUGAAGAAAGCAGGAAUCCAUUUCAAGCCUGGAAAGAGUCGUCGUCUUUCAGACAUUAAGUUCAAUUCAUUUCAUUGCUCAGCUCUUUUAAUGCUUCCAUCUAUAACCGUAGAUGAUUCAACCAAGUCGGAGUUCUUAAACUUGGUUGCAUAUGAGGCAUGCCCUGAUACACCAGAUGACUUUGGCGUUACAUCUUAUCUUUGCUUCAUGGAUUCACUUAUUGAUCAUGCUGAAGAUGUGAAAGAGCUCAGAUCCAAAGGUAUACUUCUUAACUAUCUUGGAAGUGAUCAAGAAGUUGCAGAUCUCUUCAACGAGAUAGCAAGAGAUUUGGUGCCUAAUCCACAUGCCUUUGUUGAUGUCAAAAGACAAAUUGAGGAUCAUUACAAAAGCAGAACAAAAAUAUGGAUUGCUGAGUGGAAGAACACUCAUUUUACUACCCCAUGGACUCUUUUUGCAUUUAUUGCAGCACUUUUUGUGAUUGGCUUGCAAAUCACUGAUACAUUUCUAGCAGGCGUCCAGACCUAUUAUGCAGUCCAUAAAAAAUAGAUCUAGUGAUGAUAGGAUUCAAAACCAGUUCUAUUUUUCGCUGCAGGAAUUCUUGCGUAUCAUGUUUAUUGAAUUCGUCAUUUUUUUUUUUAACCUUGUUGCUUUGACGGUGAUUGAUCUUUGUACUCUUCUUGUUUUAUGCGUACAAACUAAUAAUCUGUUUAAUUUGUUUGCGUAUGUUAUAU